AUGGUGAUGACGGAUUCCAGACAAAUGGAACCAAUGUACAGUAGUCCCUCUCAAACACAAACACACACACACCCGAAAAAGGAAAUUAGCAAUUCACGAAUUGCAGAAUGCUGGGAUACGGCGAAUCGUUUGCGAAAUGAAUCAGAAAAAUAA
Plenodomus lingam JN3 is the source of this 153-nucleotide messenger RNA. NCBI's taxonomy places the organism in Eukaryota, Fungi, Ascomycota, Dothideomycetes, Pleosporales, Leptosphaeriaceae. The record is from RefSeq and is a predicted model, not a curated record.